Talpa occidentalis (Iberian mole) is the source of this 259-nucleotide messenger RNA. RefSeq names its product glyceraldehyde-3-phosphate dehydrogenase-like. Gene Ontology annotation, molecular function: oxidoreductase activity, acting on the aldehyde or oxo group of donors, NAD or NADP as acceptor; NAD binding. The record is from RefSeq and is a predicted model, not a curated record. The transcript has a single exon. The coding region runs from base 1 to 231 and encodes 76 amino acids. Lineage: Eukaryota; Metazoa; Chordata; Mammalia; Eulipotyphla; Talpidae.
AUGGUGAAGGUCAGAGUGAACAGAUGCGGUUGGAUUGGGUGCCUGGUCACCAUGGCUGCUUUUAAAUCUGGCAAAGUGGAUAUUGUUGCCAUCAUUGACCCCUUCACUGACCUCAACUACAUGGUCUACAAGAUCCAGUAUGAUUCUGCCUAUGGCACGUUCAAUGGCACAGUCAAGGGAAAGAAUAGGAAACUUGUCAUCAAGGGAAAGUCCAUGUCCGUCUUCCAGUAGCUAAGAUCCCACCAAGAUCAAAUAGGGU